UGUUAUGGAAAUGGGGACGGGGUUCUAAGUGGUCGGGUGGUGUGGAAGGUAUAAAGUCCCCAAAACUGAAAAACAUGUUCUUGAAAGGACCUUGAUGUUAGUCUGUCCUGGUAAGAGGUUAUACCAGAAAGAAGAAUGGCUACUUUAGGAGACCACAUCUAUUUGGGGUGUAUACUUAUAGCCAGUGCCAUCUGGUGGACGAUUCAAGCUUCCAAGCGGUACAAUUUCUCUCGCCAAAGACAGCAGGAAUUCUUCACUAGUGUCACUUUCCCCUGCUGUGCAGCUUUGCAGAAGUACCCUGUAGAAGCAGUGGUCAAAAUCAUUGCUGGUUUUCUAGGUAUUUUGUCCCAGUUGAGGGUUGGUGAUGAACACAGUCGGAGAGCACACAUGGAUAGUCUCAACCUUGGUAAAGCACGUUUUCUGCCCGUUUACUUGGCAAUUGUGAUAUCUGGAGUAACAGAUGCCCUUGUCAAAUGGUAUCCACGCCAGAUCCUCAGUAAGCUUAACUGGAUUUUGCUGGCAAUGGUCUAUGUGUUGCUAAUGCUUCUGUUCUGGAACCCUGCUGGUAGUUUGGAUGACGUGUUGUUUGUGUUAGGUCAGCUGGAGGGAUUCUUGGCAGGAUUCUGCUGCUUCGUGGUCAUCAUGGAGGCUAGGUUUUCUCGAUCCAUUGGAUUUUGUCUCCUCAGAGGAUAUUUCACCCUGGUAAUGGGAUCAUGGAUGUGUCACAUCGGUCUGUUGUCCUCAGAUGAUACGCAAAACCAGUAUCCCACUUCUGAUACCAAUAUUUUCUCCACUCCUCUCAAUGAACUCGAAGGCCACACCCGCAUCAUACUGGUCACCCUGUAUUUCACAUGGCACUGUGGCAUUGGCAUGUUGUUACAGCUGAUUAUCUGGAUAAUAACAAUGAGACUGGCCCAGGAGAAUCAGUGUCUCUGCCCAGUACAAGAGGCAAAAACGACAGAUGGUGUCUGCUUGGAGAACCGUGUUUACUUGGAGGAAAUUGACAUUCUGGGACAUUAAACUUUCAGCUGUGCAUAUUAAGCUGCUGUCUACAUAUUUCAAGCAAGCCUGGAAAUUAUUUUUAAACUGGUGCAGGACAUAAUGGCCUGUCAUCUGUUUAUUCACACCAUGAUUAAAAGGGUUAAAAAUAAAUUAUAUUACUUACAUGAAUUUUUUUUUGUCAUGUAAACUUUAUAACCCUGUCAAAAUACUAUUUGACACAGGACAAUCUAACACUGCCCUUUUCCUGUCAUUCAUUUCCAGGCUUGUCACGGUGCACAGAUAUCAGGCAGCUGCCUUAUUGUCAUAUAUACAAGUGAACAGAAUUAUGCUCAUUUGAGCUAUGUUGAAGUUUUGAACUUGUUUACGGUGCUAGAGUUUCGAACAUGAAUGGUGCUAUACACCAGUCUUAACUAUGCUGGUUUAACUUUGUAAAAAAUUUUUUUACAGAAUUUUGAACUUUUUCAUAUGGACAGGUUUUUACAGUUUAUAUCAUAAUAAUAUUUUCUCUCAAAGUAGAUUGUGGUAGAUAUUUUAGGUGUAUUUUAAUGAACAUUUACAUUUAUAAUUUGUCUCAAAUGUAAACAACCAAAGAGAAUGAAAAGGAUUUUGACUUUGUAUGUUGACAAAAAUGUCACACUUACUGACCUGACCUUUUAAUGUUAACUGAAAGCUUUACAUGAACAUCUUGUACUGAUAUUAUCUUAUAUAAUAAGAUAUUAACUUUUAAUUUUGCUUGAACUAUACUUUAUUGGUUUACAUGGUUAAUGAUAUUAACAAAAAUAAGGGUUCACAUAAAAAGCUUAAUUUGUAAGAAAUACAGUGUACAUAUUUAUGGGGGUCACUUAAGAGUCUGUUGUGAAGUUUGAUUAAUUUCAUUGUUGGCAUCAAAAAUAGCAUUUUAAGACCUUUGUGUGCUUCUGAAGUGCUUCUGUACUGGUCAAACUUUAAACAAAACAGAGAAGUUAUAAAUGAGGUUAUGUGGAUAACAACUAUCCACAACUAUCCUAAAGCAUUAGGAUUCUGUUGUUUUUAUGCUUGACAAUGAUAUUAGUUUAUUAUUUAUUAAAACACCAUCCUGUAAGGAUUAAACAAGAAGUACUUAUCCAUAAAACCUCAUGUUAUGUUAGCCAUCGUAUCUGUCAUGUUAACUAAUAAACAUGUUUUCUUUUUUCAAAACAUUAGCGACAUUGUUUUUGCCUUUGCACCAUUAUAUACUUUGCAAUAUGGAAUUAUGCAUAUUGCUUUUGCAAUUAUGCAUGUUGUUAUUUACAAGAAGCCAUCUGUAACAGGAAGCAAGGCUCUACAUUGUUGAACAUUGUAAGCACUCGUUUUUUCUGAAUAUCUUGUGAUUGUAGUAUAUUUAUUUCUGUGUGUGCCAUGAUAUUGUAAUUUUUACCCACUUUUAUUGAGGCUUUGUCGUCGAGGACAAACCAUGGAGUGAUAUACCAUAAUCGUAGUAGUGUACAAAAUAUAAAAUUUACUAAUGAUCAAUACCAGUUAAUAAAUGUUGUGUUGAAUAAAUACAAUGUCUCGGACUAUCCGAUUGUGGUGUUCUCGCUGCUUGUGGGGCCUUGGUGACAAUAAUCAAUAAAUGGUGCUCAUCUGUGGUAGUCUACACCGCCUUAUGGUCGUGAGUACAGUAAUUUAUCAAUGUUUUGUUCUUUAGGCUGAAAAACCUGGGAAACUGAGCGUUAUUGUAUAAGGGAAAAUUUCAUGAGGGUGGUACUAUAAUAAAUAAAUAAAUGCUCACUUCAGAGGUUGGGAUGAAAGGACUGCACCUCUGUAUAAAUGAGAACUACUGACACUUCAUUCCUUGUUUCCCCGUCAAAACAUUUUGGAAUUUUAAUGCGGACGGCAGAACAAUUUUUCAGUAGCAUUAUUUUAUGAUGAUGGACAAUAUCUGGCCCCCAAAAAUGUAUUACAUGUAACUGAUAUGUGGGAAGGUGAUGGGUAAACAGGGAUUGAGUGUGAUGGCAGGCCUUGAACAAAGAAUAAUACAUGUACAACAAUACUAGUGAUAUAAAAACUUGUAUAUACAUGUAUUAUAUUACAAAGUGAUAUACAUAAAUACAUAGAUGUAUUUAUAAAACACAAAUAUAUCAAUGAAUAAAAAAAUGACAAAAAUAACGACACUUUCAAAGACAAGCAAUUUUGAACAAAUGAUUUUGCACAAGAAAUGUCAUAGUUUGCAAAACAUCCUAGGUUAACUCUUCAAUAAUGGUUUGUCUUUGUCUGCUUUGCCUUUAAAAAUCUAUUGUAAAACAAAAUAGCUGCUCUGGAAUAACUGUACAUUCUAUAAUACAUUUGUACUUUUUGCAAGAUGAAUUUCUUAACAAAUGUGAACUUGAGAAGACUUUGGCAGGAUUUUAGCACAAUGUGUCUAUCUACCUACCUUAUUUUUUUAUUUCAUCCAAUUUCUUCAGCACAAAAAAAAAAAAAAAAAAAA
Molecule: messenger RNA, 3448 nt
Organism: Liolophura sinensis
Lineage: Eukaryota; Metazoa; Mollusca; Polyplacophora; Chitonida; Chitonidae
Exons: 2
Coding region: 136-1020 (294 amino acids)
Source: RefSeq, a predicted model, not a curated record